UAUGUUUAAACUCGCUUAACUUGGUUUUAACAUUAUGAUGUUUAUAAGGAACUUAAUUACACUUAUUUUAGUGGUGAGGUUUGCAUUUUCAGAUAAUUUCUCUUCAUCAUUGAACAUUUCUAGUAAUGAAGUACCAUUUGAAAAUUAUCCCAUUACUGAAGUACCACAGAAUGAUUCUUUCAUUAUUAAUCUAGACACUAUUUUAUCACAUUUUGCAUUUAUAGAUAAUUUCUCUACAUCAGGGAACAUUUCUAGUAAUGAAGUACCAUUUGAAAAUUAUUCCAUUACUGAAGAACCGAAUGAUUCUUUCAUUAUACACCUAGACACUAAUGCAUAUGGUGAUAUAUCUCAAAUUGCACCACUUGAUUUUGCAUCGGAUAGGAUUUAUGGUGACGUUACAGUGAUGAAGGAUUUAUUUAAAAAUAUUCUUUAUGAGUACGAUACAAGAAUACGACCUAUAUGGGACCAAUCAGCGCCCAUAAAUGUUUCAACAAAGUUUGUGCCGAUGAGUAUACUAGACUUCGACAUAGCAAGUCAAACGUUUUCGAUCCUUGGCUACUUCCGGGUAUGGUGGAGGGACGAGCUUCUGACAUGGAAUGAAGAACAAUACUCGCAAACUAAUACCGUUAAGAUACCAAUUAAGGAGAUAUGGACCCCACGUUUGAUCAUAUUAAAGGCAAUAAAGGGCGACGGUGUCGUUGGUAAUAUGGAAACUGACAUAGCAAAGGUUUCAUCUAGCGGGGAUGUGCAAUGGGUACCAGAGGGUUUAUAUAGCGUGGUUUGCGAUGUUAACAUCCAGUAUUAUCCGUUCGACAAGCAGGUUUGUACAUUGACGUAUUAUGUGUCGGAUGAAACUGAAGCAACCGUUGUUCUUAAUCACAACACUGAUGUCACAUUAGAAGAAUUCACGGACAACACGGCCUGGGAUGUGAAACAAGUAGAAACAAAGCAAAUCACAAAGUAUAAUAUAAGUUUCAUAAAUAUAUCUUUCCACGUGCACAGACGUGCAGGAUUUAUCACUUUCACGCUGAUUUUGCCCUUACUUAUGUUAGCUUUCCUAAACAUUUGUAUUUUUCUUGUGCCAAUCGGAUCUGGGGAGAAGGGAGCAUUUUCAAUAACUAUAUUUUUGUCUUACGGAAUAUUCAUCACCGUUGUCAGCAACACAUUACCUCCUAACUCUCUUCAAAUUUCUUACUUUGUUCUCUUCAUUACGGUGCUUUUAUUUCUGAGCGUUUUAACAGUGUUUUAUACCGUUCUUCAAGCAAAACUGAUCGCUGUCUUCGGGGACAAACGCUGUACAUGGGCAUUUAUUAUACCGAGUAAAGGUGUAAGGCAUGGUAGCGAUAUACAUGACGAGUAUGAGGAGAUUAAAGAUGUAGAAAAAUGUGGAAGGAAUGAAGUAGAAAACCCGUACACAUGGGCGAUGGUUUUGCAGCGUAUUGACACAUUUAUAUUCAUCGUUUUGCUCACAAUUGUUACUGUUGUAACAUUUUUGUUUCUAUUCUUCCUCAUGUGAAGUUCAAUAGUAUGAUAUACAUGUUAACACUUGAGUAGAAAAUGAGUGAGUGAGUGAGUG
Ruditapes philippinarum (Manila clam) is the source of this 1576-nucleotide messenger RNA. RefSeq names its product neuronal acetylcholine receptor subunit beta-3-like. Gene Ontology annotation, biological process: monoatomic ion transmembrane transport; chemical synaptic transmission; nervous system process. The transcript is spliced from 3 exons. Bases 35 to 1516 code for a protein of 493 amino acids. Lineage: Eukaryota; Metazoa; Mollusca; Bivalvia; Venerida; Veneridae. Gene Ontology annotation, molecular function: neurotransmitter receptor activity; extracellular ligand-gated monoatomic ion channel activity; transmembrane signaling receptor activity. Gene Ontology annotation, cellular component: membrane; synapse; neuron projection. The record is from RefSeq and is a predicted model, not a curated record.